Molecule: messenger RNA, 501 nt
Organism: Leptopilina heterotoma
Lineage: Eukaryota; Metazoa; Arthropoda; Insecta; Hymenoptera; Figitidae
Exons: 1
Coding region: 1-501 (166 amino acids)
Biological process (GO): proteolysis
Molecular function (GO): aspartic-type endopeptidase activity
Source: RefSeq, a predicted model, not a curated record
AUGGUAUUCCUUAUUGAUUCUGGUUCUGAUAUUUCAUUGAUUCCUGCCGAUCACAAAACCAGAAAACGACCUGUCGAAUCCGUACUUUAUGCAGCGAACAGUUCGCUCAUAAAUGCGUAUAGUCAGCGUCGUCUUUCUUUAAAAAUUGGUCUUCGUCGAUCGGUUUCUUGGAAUUUUUGUAUAGCAUCGGUACCCUAUCCGAUAAUCGGGGCCGAUCUAUUAUCGGCACAUGGAUUAAAUAUCGAUCUUCGUAAUCGCAGAUUGAUUGACUCUCAGGACGGAGUUGAGACAAUCUGUGAUUUUAGAGUAGCUCCCUGUUGUGGGGUGAGUGUGGUUAACAUAUCAACAUCGUACUUGAAAAUUAUCGCAGAAUUUCCAUCAAUUACCGGUUUACCUCAAGCGGAUAAAAUAUUGUCGACCGGUGUAAUGCAUCAUAUCAUCACAAAUGGUUUACCCGUAGCGGAGAAAGCUUGCCGGUUAUCACCUGAAAAACUCAUUUAG